AUGACCUCGACUGCGUUGCCCGCGGAGGCAGUCCUUCGUCGGAUGGUGUCCAGCGACUCUACGCCUGCCUCCUCUGCAGAUAUCUCUCCUCUCGAUAGUCCUCGAUCCUCGCCUUCGUCGACCUCACUCUCCUCUCUAGCCUCUGAAGAUGCCGUGCUCCGAGAGAAACAGGUGGCGGAGAAGAAACAAUUGGUGGACACCUAUGGUAACCCGUUUGAAAUCCCCGAUUACACCAUUGGGGACAUCCACAAAGCCAUUCCCAAACACUGCUUCGAGCGGUCAGCUGCUACUGGUCUGUACUAUGUGGCACGAGACAUUGCCAGUUUGGCCACCACAUUUUACCUUUUCAACCGCUUUCUGACUCCGGAGAACGUCCCUAAUACUUCCCUUCGGGCCGGUCUCUGGUUUGUGUACACCGUGGUACAAGGCCUUUUCGGGACAGGCUUGUGGGUAAUGGCCCACGAGUGCGGCCAUCAGGCCUUCUCGCCCAGCAAGGUGCUUAACGAUACGGUGGGCUGGAUCUGCCAUUCAGCUCUCCUGGUGCCCUACUUCUCUUGGAAGAUUUCUCAUGGCAAACAUCACAAGGCGACUGGCAACUUAGACCGAGACAUGGUUUUUGUCCCUCCGACCAAGGAAGAGUAUGCCUCUCGAAGGGGAUAUCUACUUCAUCAGCUUGAAGACCUCACAGAGGAGACACCGAUUGCCACCGCGUACUACCUGAUCACCCAGCAAUUGGGCGGCUGGCCCGUGUACUUGAUGACCAACGUCACUGGCCACAACAAGCACGAAAAUCAGCGCGAAGGCCGAGGAUUAGGCAAGCACAAUGGGUUCGGUGGUGGUGUGAAUCAUUUCAACCCUGCAAGCCCCCUCUACGAGGCGAAGGAUGCCAAGUUGAUCGCACUCAGUGACCUAGGUCUUCUGCUCACUGGUAGCGUUCUGUUUUGGGUGGGGAGAAACUAUGGGCUGGCCAAUCUAUUUGUCUGGUACAUUGCACCGUAUCUCUGGGUGAACCACUGGUUGGUGGCCAUCACGUUUCUGCAACACACUGACCCAACCUUGCCUCAUUACACCCCCACCAGCUGGACUUACACUCGAGGUGCGGCAGCCACAAUCGAUCGGGAAUUCGGGUUUAUUGGGAGACAGCUGCUCCACGGUAUUGUCGAGACCCACGUCCUUCACCACUAUGUCAGUACAAUUCCCUUCUACCACGCCGAUGAAGCUAGCGAAGCCAUCAAAGGCGUCAUGGGCCGUCACUAUCGAAGUGACACCAAGGAUGGAGCGAUCGGGUUUUUGAAGAGCAUGUGGAAAUGCAUGCGAACGUGCCAGUGGGUGGAACCCAUUGCAGGCACCACCGGGGAUGAAUCUGGGGUCAUGUUCUUCCGCAAUCGCAAUGGCUUAGGAUUGGCUCCAGCCAAGGUCCCAAAGCCUACCGCAUCUUAA
Capronia epimyces CBS 606.96 is the source of this 1440-nucleotide messenger RNA. Its product is annotated as omega-6 fatty acid desaturase (delta-12 desaturase). Gene Ontology annotation, molecular function: oxidoreductase activity. Gene Ontology annotation, biological process: lipid metabolic process. The record is from RefSeq and is a predicted model, not a curated record. Lineage: Eukaryota; Fungi; Ascomycota; Eurotiomycetes; Chaetothyriales; Herpotrichiellaceae. The coding region runs from base 1 to 1440 and encodes 479 amino acids. The transcript has 2 exons.